Messenger RNA from Lathyrus sativus (Indian pea), 2301 nucleotides. NCBI's taxonomy places the organism in Eukaryota, Viridiplantae, Streptophyta, Magnoliopsida, Fabales, Fabaceae. The record is from the annotation of a GenBank genome assembly.
AUGGGAGCAGUUAUUCUCCCAGAUCUCGGUACCGAGAUUUUGAUUCCCGUUUGCGCCGUCAUUGGGAUCGCUUUUGCGCUUUUCCAAUGGCUUCUGGUUUCCAAGGUGAAGCUCACCGCUGGAAGAGAGACUGUUACUGAAACGCCGGGGAAGAAUGGGUACAACGAUUCACUCAUCGAGGAAGAGGAAGGUAUCAACGACCACAACGUCGUUCUCAAAUGUGCUGAAAUCCAGAACGCUAUUUCGGAAGGAUCAACCUCUUUCCUUUUCACUAUGUACAAGUAUGUGGGAAUCUUCAUGGUGGCUUUUGCCAUCUUGAUAUUCCUCUUCCUUGGCUCUGUAGAAGGGUUCAGCACAAGCCAUCAGCCUUGCACUUAUGAUGAAACUAAGAUGUGUAAGCCGGCUCUUGCCACAGCCCUUUUCAGCACCAUAUCUUUUGUGCUUGGUGGCAUCACAUCCGUUAUUUCUGGUUUCCUUGGAAUGAAAAUUGCCACCUAUGCCAAUGCAAGAACCACCCUGGAGGCAAGAAAGGGUGUUGGGAAAGCUUUCAUUACCGCAUUCAGAUCCGGUGCUGUUAUGGGAUUUCUCCUUGCUGCCAAUGGGCUUUUGGUUCUUUACAUUACCAUCAACCUGUUCAAGAUUUACUAUGGUGAUGACUGGGGUGGUCUUUUUGAGGCUAUCACUGGUUAUGGUCUUGGCGGGUCUUCUAUGGCUUUGUUUGGAAGAGUUGGUGGAGGUAUCUACACCAAGGCUGCUGAUGUUGGUGCUGAUCUUGUUGGCAAGGUUGAAAGAAACAUUCCUGAGGAUGAUCCAAGAAAUCCAGCUGUUAUUGCUGAUAACGUUGGUGAUAAUGUUGGGGAUAUUGCUGGUAUGGGAUCCGAUCUAUUUGGUUCAUAUGCAGAGGCAUCUUGUGCUGCCCUUGUUGUUGCUUCCAUCUCUUCUUUUGGGAUAAAUCACGAGUUUACUGCCAUGUUGUUCCCUCUCAUCAUCAGCUCUGUGGGCCUCCUUGUUUGUUUGCUCACCACUUUAUUUGCAACUGACUUUUUUGAGAUCAAACUUGUAAAGGAAAUUGAGCCAGCAUUGAAAAAACAGCUUGUUAUUUCAACAGUACUGAUGACUGUUGGAAUUGCAAUUGUUAGUUGGAUAGCACUCCCAUCUUCCUUCACCAUCUUCAAUUUUGGAGAGCAGAAAGCUGUCCAGAACUGGCAACUAUUCUUGUGUGUUGCUGUUGGUCUUUGGGCAGGGCUUAUCAUUGGAUUUGUUACUGAGUACUAUACCAGUAAUGCAUACAGCCCUGUGCAAGAUGUUGCUGAUUCCUGUAGGACUGGUGCUGCUACCAAUGUUAUCUUUGGCCUUGCCUUGGGAUACAAGUCUGUUAUCAUUCCAAUUUUUGCCAUUGCAAUUAGUAUUUUUGUUAGUUUCAGUUUUGCUGCCAUGUACGGUGUUGCUGUUGCUGCCCUUGGUAUGUUGAGUACUAUAGCAACAGGAUUAGCCAUUGAUGCAUACGGUCCAAUCAGUGACAAUGCCGGAGGUAUUGCCGAGAUGGCUGGAAUGAGUCACAGAAUUCGGGAGAGAACCGAUGCUCUUGAUGCUGCUGGAAACACAACUGCUGCCAUUGGAAAGGGGUUUGCUAUUGGUUCUGCCGCCCUUGUGUCUUUGGCCCUUUUUGGCGCCUUUGUGAGCCGUGCUGGUAUUACAACAGUUGAUGUCCUUACUCCCAAGGUUUUCAUCGGUCUGAUUGUGGGCGCCAUGCUCCCUUACUGGUUUUCUGCCAUGACCAUGAAGAGUGUUGGAAGUGCAGCAUUGAAGAUGGUUGAGGAAGUUCGCAGACAAUUCAACACCAUUCCUGGAUUGAUGGAGGGAACUGCCAAGCCUGACUAUGCCACAUGUGUUACCAUCUCCACCGACGCUUCCAUCAAAGAAAUGAUCCCACCUGGUGCCCUUGUUAUGCUAACACCCCUUAUUGUUGGGAUCUUUUUUGGUGUUGAAACACUAUCCGGUGUCCUUGCUGGAUCUUUGGUUUCCGGUGUACAGAUUGCCAUCUCUGCAUCCAACACUGGCGGUGCUUGGGAUAAUGCCAAGAAGUACAUUGAGGCUGGUGCCUCAGAGCAUGCAAGAAGCCUUGGUCCAAAAGGGUCAGACCCACACAAGGCAGCAGUGAUUGGCGACACCAUUGGAGACCCUUUGAAGGAUACAUCUGGACCUUCACUUAACAUCCUUAUCAAGCUGAUGGCAGUUGAGUCACUGGUGUUUGCUCCUUUCUUUGCAACCCACGGAGGCCUCCUCUUCAAGUUUUGGUAA